Arachis duranensis is the source of this 702-nucleotide messenger RNA. RefSeq names its product alcohol dehydrogenase-like 6. Bases 1 to 702 code for a protein of 233 amino acids. Gene Ontology annotation, biological process: formaldehyde catabolic process. The transcript has 8 exons. Gene Ontology annotation, cellular component: cytosol. Gene Ontology annotation, molecular function: zinc ion binding; S-(hydroxymethyl)glutathione dehydrogenase [NAD(P)+] activity. The record is from RefSeq and is a predicted model, not a curated record. Lineage: Eukaryota; Viridiplantae; Streptophyta; Magnoliopsida; Fabales; Fabaceae.
AUGUCUUUGUUGCUUGCAAUGAGGAGUCCUCGAGUGGAUGGACAUGAAGAUAUGGAUGAUGUUGAUGAUUUGGCGAAUGAGUUCAGUUAUGGCCAAGGAAAGAAAGGUCUAGGCGCAGCAUGGAAUGUUGCUAAUGUGACAAAAGGAUCAACUAUGGUGAUAUUUGGUCUCGAAACUGUUGGCCUUUCUGUUGCACAAGGUGAAAAACUAAGGGGAGCAUCUCGAAUAAUUGGCAUGGAUAAGAAUCCACAGAAGUGUGAAAAAGCAAAAGCUUUUGGAUUUACAGAAGUUGUUGACCCGAGUUCCUACCAAGAACCUAUUGCUCAGGUUAUUAAGCGCAUUACUGAUGGCGGAGCAGAUUUUUCUUUCGAAUGUGUAGGCGACACUAACAUGAUAACCACUGUAUUGCAGUCCUGUUGUGAUGGAUGGGGUUUGACAGUAACACUUGGUGUGCCAAAGGUGAAGCCUGAGAUGUCAGCUCACUAUGGACUAUUCUUAAUGGGAAGAACACUCAAGGGAUCUCUAUUUAGAGGAUGGAAACCUAAAUCUGAUCUUUCUUUAUUAGUAGAGAAGUAUGUGAACAAGGAAAUUCAAAUUGAUGACUACAUAAAACACAAUUUGCCAUUUGAUGACAUUAACAAUGCUUUUGAUCUCAUAAAGGAAGGAAAGUGUCUGCAUUGUGUUAUUCACAUGCCAAGAUAA